AUGUCUGCCACCACAUCUGAGAGCCGCAAGCGCAAGGUCGAAGACUCUGACUCGGGAGCCGAGUCUGGCUCUGACUCUGGCUCUGAGGAGCUCGACAUUGUCGACGUCGACUUUGACUUUUGCGAUCCUUCGGCCGGAGACUUUUGGGCAGUCAAGCUCUCGCUGGCUCACUACAUCGAGGCAGAAGAGUACGACGCUGGUUCUGUGGCCGAUCUGGUGUGCGCGCAGCACGGAAUUGGGUCGGUGGUCAAGGCCAACGGGCAGGUUGUGGGCUACAUCUCGGCGGUUAACCUUCACCAGGACGGUGUGCCGGGCCUCGAGUCGAUCAAGGCGUACCUGAAGCGAAAGGCGAUAGGCGCUAACGCGGGCAACAAGACGCUGCACAAGGUGCUGGACAACACCGAGAUGCCGGCCGGCCUUAUUCUUAACUAUCGGCUGCCCAACGCGCCUGAUCAGCUUGCUACUCCUCUCCACGCCUCGCUCUUCCAGGAGCUCGCCGAGGUCUCGCUUGAGGAGCCCGAGUUUGGCUUUGACAACUACAUCCUGCUCACCCGCUCGUACCGGACCCGGACUGCGGCGGCGACGCUGGAUCCGGACGCGCCGCGGGCCAAGCGCAAGAAGCCGUCCACGACUGGCGACAUCCAGCCGUUCUACGUGGAGGAGGAACUGUACUUCAAGCAUGCGACGGCGCGGUACGAUUUUGAGGUUCUGGACGACUCGGUUGAGGGCAAGCUGACCCUCGACGCCGUCGUUGACGUUGUUGGCCACAUCCUGAUCAUUCCGGCCGACGCCAUCGGUGCCCUUGUGGCCGAGAUGGACGCGCUAGUGAGUGAGGCGCUUGAAGCACAGGUUGAGGACUUUUAG
Messenger RNA from Thecamonas trahens ATCC 50062, 864 nucleotides. RefSeq names its product BCP1 protein. NCBI's taxonomy places the organism in Eukaryota, Apusomonadida, Apusomonadidae. The record is from RefSeq and is a predicted model, not a curated record. Gene Ontology annotation, cellular component: nucleus. The transcript has 2 exons. The coding region runs from base 1 to 864 and encodes 287 amino acids.